Molecule: messenger RNA, 6349 nt
Organism: Callorhinus ursinus (northern fur seal)
Lineage: Eukaryota; Metazoa; Chordata; Mammalia; Carnivora; Otariidae
Gene: RASSF2
Product: Ras association domain family member 2
Biological process (GO): positive regulation of JNK cascade; positive regulation of protein kinase activity; regulation of non-canonical NF-kappaB signal transduction
Cellular component (GO): nucleus; cytoplasm
Source: RefSeq, a predicted model, not a curated record
AGAAAGGCGAGGGAAGAGGGGCGGGGGAGAGAUGGAGAGCUAGAGAAAGACGGGGAGAGAGGCCGAUCGGACGCGGUGUCGGGAAUCCGGGUUCUCCCAGAGGACGGAGGCGGUGACUAGCGUGGGCCAGGUUUCUACCGCACGAUAUUGGGCAAUGUGGUAGAUACUGUCAGCAUCCUUCCUGUGUUCCCUUGGCCUCAACCAGCGACUGAUGAGAGAAGGUAUAUAAAUACCCCAGCUCCCUUGCUUCUCUGCUGGGGUGGCGUGGGGGCUUGUGCUAUGUUGUCCAUCAGAGUUGCCUUGUAACUGGCUUCCUUCACAGGCUGCUGUCCCUUCCCUGUUUCACUUUCCAGCCCUCUUCCACUUGCAUUGGGAUCCUUGUUUUAGGGUUAACUUCGGGGGGAAGGCAACCUAGGAUAGGCUUUAGGCUGCAGUUAAACAGUCAUGUAAGGCCUCUGAGGCUCAGUUUCCCCAAGUGUAAGAUGGCAGUUCUAACUAUCUCCUGGUGAUAUUGUGACGUGCGUUCAGACGGGAGCCUGGUACACAGCACUCAGGCAGCCAUCUGCUGCUCAUUGGUUAAGAUAAAAGGUGCCCUGGCAGAUUUGGGAGUGAGUAUUCUGAUGGCCCGUGAAUGGCCGAUCAUAACGCUUUGGAGAGAGGCUGUCCUUUGGCUAGGUGAGGAAACUGAGUGCACCUGCUCGUGGCUGUCACAUCUAGGCUGUGACCAGUGAUAAAUGCUGAACAACUGCAUGAGUGGCACUGGGCCAUCCUGGAAUUCUGCUGUGAUCUUUCCUGCUAGCGAAGGGGCAGUCAGCAGAUAUUAGCCGAGCCGCCGUCUGCCUUCCUGGUAUAGCGGCUUCUUUUUAUGACACAGGCGUGGUGUGUUCCCUGAGGAGGUGGCCAGGGCGGUGGGGAGGGAGGGGGCUGGUUUCUUAUGGAAAGGACAGUCCCUACUUUCCUGAACUGCUAUGCAAUGCCACGGACACCCAAGUGAAAGCCGAGAAAAGUCCACGUGGUGAAAGAGACCUUUGUAUGGCAGAAUUCGACAUCCCUGCUGUGAUUUUACUCCUAAAGCUCUGUUGACAGUCCUCCCGAGGGAGUUCCUGACUCAGCAAUUGCACAGCAGGAUAUCACAGACUGAAUGAGCUGAACACUCCAGGGAAGCCUUUCUUGCGGUUCUGGAGGCUGGGCGUAUGAGGUCAGGGUGCCCGUACAGGAAUUUGGCGGGACAUAAACAUUCCGACGACAGCAGUGACAUAACGUGUACUCCCAGCCUUGCACGACCAUCACCAGUCUCCAUCUCCAGAACUCUUCCGUCAUCCCCCACAAAGACCCUGUACCCAUCAGACAUCAGCUGCCCAUUGCCGCCCCGCGAGCCCCUGGUCUCCCCUUCUGAUGAAAAUAGAACAGAAGAAUGGACUACAGUCACCAAACCUCUCUAGUCCCGUGUGGACAAGAUAAAUACAUCUCCAAGAAUGAACUUCUCCUGCAUCUGAAGACCUACAAUUUGUACUACGAAGGCCAGAAUUUGCAGCUCCGACACCGAGAGGAGGAAGAUGAGUUCAUCGUGGAGGGGCUGCUGAACAUCUCCUGGGGGCUGCGCCGGCCCAUCCGUCUGCAGAUGCAGGAUGACAACGAGCGCAUUCGCCCUCCACCAUCCUCUUCUUCCUGGCACUCUGGCUGUAACUUGGGGGCUCAGGGCACCAUCCUGAAGCCCCUCACCAUGCCCAACAUUCAGAUCUCAGAAGUGGACGCCCCGCCCGAGAAUGAGCAGACACCGAGCCCCACAGACUCCAGGGGCCUCAAGCCCCUGCAGGAAGACACCCCACAGCUGAUGCGCACACGCAGUGAUGUUGGGGUGCGUCGCCGUGGCAACGUGAGGACGCCCAGUGACCAGAGGCGAAUCAGACGCCACCGCUUCUCCAUCAAUGGCCAUUUCUACAACCACAAGACAUCGGUGUUCACGCCGGCCUAUGGCUCGGUCACUAACGUCCGCAUCAACAGCACCAUGACCACCCCACAGGUCCUGAAGCUGCUGCUCAACAAAUUCAAGAUCGAGAAUUCCGCAGAGGAGUUUGCUUUGUAUGUGGUCCAUACCAGCGGUGAGAAACAGAAGCUAAAGAACACCGAUUACCCUCUGGUUGCCCGAAUCCUCCAGGGACCGUGUGAGCAAGUCUCCAAAGUGUUUCUUAUGGAGAAGGACCAGGUGGAGGAAGUCACCUACGAUGUGGCCCAGUACAUAAAGUUUGAGAUGCCCGUCCUAAAAAGCUUCAUCCAGAAGCUCCAAGAGGAAGAAGAUCGGGAAGUCAAGAAGCUGAUGCGCAAGUACACCGUGCUCCGGCUAAUGAUCCGGCAGAGGCUGGAGGAGAUGGCCGAGACCCCAGCAACAAUCUGAGCCACACGGAGGAGGGGAUCCAGACACCACAGGGGCCGCCGCUGACACGAGAAGACGCACAGGAAGCUGGGUACCUUCCUUCCAUGGAAACAUGUAGAUACAGACCUCUCCAGCUCCCGCCGAGAGCCACCAUCUGUUGCCCGGAGCAGAAUGGAGAAGCCUGCAGACAACUCCCCAUCCCUGGAUCCCCACGCUCCACUCCUUUCUUUCCCUCACAAGGACUUCUGAAUUUUGUUAUAAGGACCCAAAAUGUGUGUGUGUGCACGCACAUGAGCACACGCAUGCACAUGUAAGCGUGUUUGCACACAUGGUACAUAUCCACGUGCCUACCUGAUAUUCACAUGGAACUGAAUUCCGAGCCACCAGCACCAGCGCCAUGGGGGCUUGCAGGUGCACUGCUCGAGGGCAGGAACAUCAGAGGAGUCACCGAUCUGAGGGGUUGAAGUUGAUGUCUUCCCUCAAGGGCCAGGGAACAGCCACACAUGUUUGGAAGGGAAGGGGACUCCACGAGCUCUCCAUUUGGGGUAUUUAUAUAUCGGUGGGGAUUCUCCCUGUACAUCUAGAAGGACUGGGCAUUGGAAAUUAACAAACUAACAGCCCCAUGCCCUUGGGGAAGGUUGGAUGGAAAGAGAAAGAUAAAUCAUCUGUGGGGUAGAUGCAAUAAGCCCACAAGUUUUUACACUGGAAACUCUGAUUGUUUAAAAUAACAAAGACGUAUGUGAUCUAUGUGGAUUCUGCCUCUGUCCUCACCUCCAUGGCCAUGUCUAGGAGACAGGAGAGGAGCCUGAUGUUUCACUCAGCAUGCCAACCCCACGCCAUGGAAGCCAGCCCCAACUCUUUGGUGCCUCCUUGAGUUGAAGGAAGGGUGUCAUGGGUUUAUACAUGGCCGACUGGCUAGUGUGGCCUGGGCCUGGCCUUGUCCUGGGGUGGUGGCCAGAGUUUCCCUCUUUAGAGAACCACAGAAGCUCCUUGCAGAAGUGACAGAUGCCUGGGAGGCCAGCCCAUUUCCCAUCAUCAAGGCCCCUCCUGCACUUGGAGCUGAGGCCAUGUGUUUGAGGUCAAGGCUUUCUCCUUUCCAACCACAGGAUUCUUUCAAGUUGCCCUUCGCUCAUGCACGGAGAUGGACCCCAAUUAUGAGGAUGACCCUUCUACUGGCCGAGUGUGGGGCUCAGGGAAGCUCUUUGGGCUUCCCUGUGAAGGUGCAUAGGGAGGGUGGAGCUUCUCUUUCAGCUUCUCUGAGCAGCCACCUGGGUGAUCUUUAGAACAGAUCCCAGUGGGGGGAAAGGGUGGGACAGUCUGUCCCCUGUGGCUCCUGUCAGGAAGACCGCUGGGUAGCUGGGCACCAGUGUGGCUGAUAACAGUUUGAAGAAGGACAGAUGCUUGGAGCAGGGUGCAUGGCAGGUAGGCAGGAGAGGCUGGUUGGGCUUCUCCCGGGGCCUCAGGGAGCCGGCUGAGGGCCCGGAGCUCCUAACAGCAGGUGUCUCAGCCUUGAUGAGGGAGGGUCUCCCCAUCUCUUCACCUCCUCUCCAAGAAAGGUUUGGGGAGCUGGGCAGUUGGUGGAAGGAGGGCCAUUGGCCGGUGUCCGCAAGGAAGAUGGAUGUUUGCAGUGAAGCCGUUCCUGCCCCCUCCUGCCUCCUGUUCCCCUCUGUGGCUUCCGUGGCCUCUUUAGAGGGCUCGCAGCUGUGGUCUUAUUGUUGACUUUCACAAAGAUGGCGUUUUGCCACCUGGCAUUUUGCCGGGGGUCUCUUAGCAAGGCGACCUCCUCUGCGGGGACAGUGCCACCAGCCCUAUGGGGCGUGGACUGGAAAUCCGGAGGCUUUAGUCUCAAUCAUACACCUCGGUGGGCCGCUGCAAAAUGCACAGAAAAGCCGGGGGCAGGGGGGAGAGGCUUCCUUUGUUACAGAUGGGAAAGAGCGGGUUUGUGAAUGCAAACACACUUCCUGAGUUUUGCAUUUGAGAUGACUUAAGAAACUUCUCUUCCAGUUGCUUUUAUUUUGAAUGUUCAAAGCCUGUGUUGACCCCAGUCAUUCUCCCUGGUGGGCUAGGCAGAAAAAUUUCCACAGAGCAAAUUACUAACCACUAACUUGUUGGACAGCGAUUUCUCAUUUAUAAAAGUUCUCUUUGAUUUGCACUAGCAUUACGAUAGUUUAAAUAUGGAAAUGUUGCAAGACGUUAGGUUUGCCAGCUUCCUUUCUGAGAAAGUGAUACUAAGGUAGACCUGGCUUCUUAAAGAUUGUGGGGGGGCGGUCAGGGUAGAAGUCAGGGGAAAUCACAUCUUACAGGAUGCAUCCCACUUACCGUGGGCCCUACUUUUCCAUUUUGGCCCACCCUGUUUAGAGAUCGUCUCUCACGUCCUAGUAGCCCGAUCAGGAAUUUUGGAAAGGUCCUUUGAAAUAACAGCGCCUGAAACAGAGACACUUCUCUGCAGUGUGGAGCCGGAUUUUCUCACUGGUAUCACAUGGCUUUGCAGCUUUGAAUUCCUCUACUGAUUUGUGUGGGUUUUUGUAAUUGCGUGCAAUGAACCUGAAAUCGUGUGAAGAACAAAAGGCCAAUUUAUAGGUUUUUUUUCCUAACUUGUGAAAAGCAGGAUAGCCACAUCUGACUUUCUUUUUCUAGGGGCUUUUGUUACAAGGUGAUCAAAUGAAGGAAAAACCUGAGUCCAUAUGGCUGGGAAGGGGGUCCGUUCCCCCAGGUGAUGGUGGAAUUAAGCACAAGGUCACAUUUUCAGUGAUCACAUGAGUGGGCAGGUGAUGAGUUAAAUGGGGGGGGUAUCUUGGGGAGGGACUGAGAAGCACAAACAGCAAGCUUGCCUAUGUGGGCUGGUGAGGAAUGUGUGCACUGGGCUCUAGGCCGAUGGACUUGAAUUCUAAGUGAGGUUGAGGAAGGGAGGAGCUCAGAUUAGCCACCCACCUGUGAGAAAAACGCUGGGACCAAAAGCUGAGGUUUUGGUCUGAGACUUCAAGGAGAAAUAUUUGCACCCUUCCCUCCUCCCUACCAGAAAGAAAACAAUACUUUCUCCUGGAGACAGAUAAAGGCAUCUUAACACCAUUGUAGGUAAGACUUUGAAAUAAAACGACACACACACAAAUCUGUUUUCUGAUGCAAAACAUCUUGGCACAGAUUCUUUUCUGCAGGGUUGGGUGGUUAUUUCAGAGUCAGGAGCAAAGAGGAGCGAUGGGUCCCAGUAGGGCAAGAAACUCUCUUAAGAAAAGCUCUCUUCCCCCCACCCCCACCAAAAAACAAAACAAAACAAAACAAAACAAAACCCGCCAAGCUCCAUAGCAUGGAGAAUAUGAUGUCAUAGAUAUAUCGCCAAGAGAGAAAUUUUCUAUAAGCGAGGAAAUUUCAGGGUCUCGGGGCCAAACCGUGAUGUGGGGGCUGAGAUAGCAAGCAGGGGAGGUCUCCAGCAUCCUUGAGGCCGCAGCACACAUUUUUGAGUUGCUACUUAAGUUGUUUGACACAAAGUCUUGCUUGAGUCAGGUGAGAUGAGAAAUGAUCUCUGAGAGAGAGGCAGAGAUACAGAUGAAUGUGGCACCCCCUUCUUUCAGGCAGAACUGAAAGCGUUUACCCUGCCACGGGAGGUUACAGCGCCCCCUGUGUUUGAACCAAGCACAAGAUGUGGACAAGCUGGGAAGGGAAAGCCUCAGUUUGCCCUUGGAGCCUUCCCUGCUUCCCAGGCUGAUGACUUCUGGUGUGCUACUGCUAGUGUUUCUUCAGGUUUUCCCCACUUGUGUUAGCUUUGUGAAGUAUUAUUUUCUUCAUCAUAACUUGCCUUCAACAAUGGUACAUGACCUGGUUCAAUGUUUGGUUCUGAACUUGUAAACGGACACAUCUGGGUAUCAUAACAUAAUUUGACAAGGCCUCAGGAGGGAGCCAUAAAUGUCUGUAACAUUUUGAUAUGUUUUAAUGCACCCAACUUAGAUCGUGUUGAAAUAAAGCACUUUUCAAAGAGAA